Ceraceosorus guamensis is the source of this 459-nucleotide messenger RNA. RefSeq lists its product as hypothetical. The record is from RefSeq and is a predicted model, not a curated record. The transcript is spliced from 4 exons. Bases 1 to 459 code for a protein of 152 amino acids. Lineage: Eukaryota; Fungi; Basidiomycota; Exobasidiomycetes; Ceraceosorales; Ceraceosoraceae. Gene Ontology annotation, molecular function: protein binding.
AUGCACGAGUGCGCUAAAUCACGAGCGGUCAUCUACGCGAAUCUCGCCGCGUGCCAUCUGAAGCUGGAAGACAAUGCUGGCGCCGUGAAGGCAUGCAACGAAGCUUUGCUCGACGAUCCCGCGUACAUCAAGGCCCUCCAUCGACGUGCUCAGGCAAAUGAAACCAUCGGCAACUGGUCUUCCCUCAGCUCCGCAUUGGAUGAUUACAAGACUCUUUCGCAGAUGCACGAGACGCCCGCUUCUUUGCGCGCGACGCUGCGCACAAAGCUGCAAACGCUUCCGCCGCGAAUUGAGGAAGUGGGCAAGAAGGAAAAGGAGGAGAUGAUGCAAAAGCUAAAAGGUGUAGGUGAUAGCGUGCUCGGCUGGUUUGGACUCUCGACGGACAAUUUCAAAAUCACGCAACAAGAGGGCGGUGGAUCUAGUAUACAGUUCGUACCUAAUCAAGGCACUAAGAAAUGA